Messenger RNA from Arctia plantaginis, 2199 nucleotides. The record is from the annotation of a GenBank genome assembly. Lineage: Eukaryota; Metazoa; Arthropoda; Insecta; Lepidoptera; Erebidae.
AUGCCAUAUACAAUGGCGGUACCCAUUCUAGGUAAAAUAGUUAUAGUUGUGUUGAUCCUUGGCGUGAUAGCCGGCAUGACCACAGUCAUAGUGCUGACUGUGAACAGCGAUAGCGUUGAAGAAGACUGCUGUGCUGUUGAAGAAACAGAGCCAAUCUACAAGGUGGGAGUUGGGAUUGCUGAUAUGACUGGACCUCCUACUGAAAUUAACUUUAUGGGUUAUGCUGAAUUUACACAAAGCGGCACAGGAAUUCACUUGCGACAGUUUGCGAGGUCUUUUAUCUUCGUAGAAGGAGACAAAAGGGUGGUCUACGUGUCUGCAGAAGUCCAGGCCGUGGGCAUAGCCGUUAGACGUGAGGUAGUGAGAAGACUACAAGAAAAAUACGGGACCAUGUACAGGCUUGAUAACGUCAUCAUAGCUGGUACUCACACCCACAGCGCUCCGGGAGGACAUCUUGUCUACAUCCUAUUAGACAUAAGCAUUCUUGGAUUCUCAGAGGAGACUUUCAAUGCGUACGUGGACGGAAUUACUAGGAGUAUAGAACGAGCUCAUGAAAACAUAGUACCAGCACGUCUAUUCUACGGACGGACAAACAUUACUGACGCGUCUAUAAAUAGAUCACCAUUUUCAUACAUGUCGAAUCCUCCAGCUGAAAGAAAUCGAUAUGAUAGCGAUACAGACAAUACCUUGACUCAAGUGCGGAUCGAGAACCUCAACGGCUCGCUUCACGGUGUACUGAACUGGUUCUCCGUCCACACCACUAGCAUGAACAUGUCCAACACGCUCAUCUCGUCUGAUAAUCUUGGAUACUCUGCGCUUAGGAUGGAGCAGGAGUUAAAUCCAGGUGCUUUCCCUGGCAAGGGUAAAAUUGUGGCUGGUUUUUUCGCCUCAAACCUCGGUGAUGCCUCUCCUAACACAUAUGGUGCUCGUUGCGAGUUCUCCGAAAUUCAGUGCGAUAACCAGUUCAUAGUCUGCGGUGCAGGGGAGAGAUGUUUCGCACGAGGUCCUGGAUCUGAUAUGUUCGAAAGUGUUAAAAUAAUAGGCACUAAAAUAUUUGAAGGGGCUUUGGAAAUACUGAACUCUCCUGGUGAAGAGUUGAGAGGGAAGCUAAAGGUUGUCCACCAGUUUGUCGACAUGACAGUGCAAGAGGUCCCCAGGUACAAUCCAGUGACGAGAACUUUUGAAAGUAAUGAGACAGUAACAGGCUGUGCACCUGCGUUGGGGUACAGUUUUGUUGCCGGAACUCAAGAUGGCGCUAAUACUCUUAAUGUAACACAGGGCACGCUCCAUCCCAUCGAGGGUAAUCCUGUGUUGGGUGUAAUAAAUAUUAUCUCAAAUCCGACCGAGUGGGAUCGCCAAUGUCACGCUCCCAAGCCUAUCCUGUUGGCUACUGGACGGGCUAACGAACCUCUACCGUGGCAUCCCAAUGUAACGUCGGUGUCUCUCAUCUGGCUGGGCGAUCUGGCCAUUCUCGGAGUGCCUGGAGAACCUACCACCAUGGCUGGUCGUCGCAUGAUGGAUGUAGUAGGCCAGGUGAUGGAGGAAAACGGAUUAGCCCCUAAAAUUGUGGUUACUGGGCUGACUAAUGAAUACAUCCAUUAUGUAGCCACAUUUGAGGAAUAUCAGAUCCAAAGGUACGAAGCAGCUUCCACAAUCUACGGACCUCAUACUCUUGACAUCUUCCUCAACAAAUUUCACGAGUUUGCUGAGAUUGCUGUUAAGGAUGGAGAAGUAGAGGAUACUCCAGCACCAGAGGAUUACCGAAAUAGAUUAGAGACUUUUAUUCCACCAGUGGAAGUGGACAAUCACGAAGAAAACAGCACGUUUGGUGAGACGCUCUAUCAGCCGAUAGCCGAAGCACCAAGGGGGGCGACUAUUGAUGCUACUUUUGUGGCGGCAAAUCCUCGCAAUGAUUUGAAACAAGAAUCAAGUCAUUUUGUGAUCGAGCGUCUCAAUGGAACUGAUUGGGUCGAAGUCACCAACGACGCUGACUUCAAUACUAAAUUCAUAUGGCAGAGGAUCCCGCAAAAUUCCAGCCGAGUACGUAUUGUGUGGACCAUUCCAGAGGAUUCUGUCUUAGGUGUACCUCACAGAAUAAGAUACUUUGGUGCAGCGAGGACAGCAACCGGCGACAUUCAGCCUUUUACCGGAGAAAGCGAUACCUUUAUAAUUGUAGAUGACGUCGCUGGCAGCGAUUAA